Neolamprologus brichardi is the source of this 1953-nucleotide messenger RNA. It is a transcript of the gene msantd4, whose product is annotated as Myb/SANT-like DNA-binding domain containing 4 with coiled-coils. NCBI's taxonomy places the organism in Eukaryota, Metazoa, Chordata, Actinopteri, Cichliformes, Cichlidae. The record is from RefSeq and is a predicted model, not a curated record.
UGCAUUUUAAACGGUGCUGUUUGGAUUGCGGUUUUUCUGUGUGAUUAAGGGCUAAACAAGAAGAAGGGCUAAAGAACACUUUCACCCUGUGAUGCUUCUCUACACGUGAGAUUACCUGGCAGCAGCCCAUUCCAGGAGAAGUUGGACUGCAACCUGAAGCCUUCUUAUAAUAUUAAUAAUAGCUUGUGUCUUAUUAAAAGAAAAAGUGAACCCUCCAGUCAAACUUGAGCAAAGCAGGGAAGGAUUUGAUGACUUAUCUCUCCAGUCUACCAGAUCAACACAUUUCUUUCCAGCUGGCAUUGCUUUAACCCCCAAGCCUUAAAUGUCCUAACUUAGAUACUCCCAGGUGGAAAACUUUAAAGAAGCUGCUACAAACGGAGCCACGGAGGAAUUCCUCCCCGGUGUAAACUGUUGCGCUGCUGAAGGACAGCUAAGCUACAGCAAACUUCCACACUUCUCUCUAUUUGAGGACUGAGUUUCCCUUUUACACUGAACUGCGACCUGUCUCUUUACACCUCUGUUUCAGUCCUUUUCCUCUGAUACCUUCUUCCAUAUCUGUGCCUCUCUUUCUCAUAACUUCACUCCUGUUUUUCCGGUUGUCUCUCUUGACUUGUUUUUCUUGCUCUCUACUUUUCUGGGGGCUUCUGUCCCACUCCUUGCUGCCACACUGGAUUUCCUGCAAAUGAAGCACCUGAAGAGGAAGAGGAAGAGCAACUACAGCGUGAGGGAAACACAAACUCUCAUCAGGGAGAUCCACAAGAGGAGAGACGUAUUGUUCUCCAGACAACAGAACACAGCCAUUAAUGAGCUGAAGAGGCAAGCAUGGGAGGAAGUGGCACAAGGUGUGAAUGCCCUGGGAGAGGGGGAGCUACGCACUGCUGCCGAGGUGAAGCGUCGUUACCUCGACUGGCGUGCGCUUACGAAAAAAAAACAGCUGCAGACUGAACUCUCUCUCUCUUCCUCGCCCCCCUCUUUGGCCAUUAAGACUGAGUAUGGAAAUUCCUCUCCAGAGCACGAGGCGCCUUCUUUGGGAUCUGGUUGUGACCAGCUGCUUGACCUCUCGGGCUUCCCAAAGGACUGGCACUGUGACUGGCCGGAGAUGGUGGCUCUCAGCGGGUCGAGCGGGCAGGCCGCGGGGGCACUGCCGGGAGUAAAGAUGGAGGACGAUCUGGACGGGGAUGUGGGAGAUGGAGAAAUGGAUGAUGAUGAUAUUCCCUCUCUUCUUUGUGACAUCGAGGCACGUGUAGAGGGGCAUGAUACUGAUGUUUAUUCCCACAAUGACUUGGGCAUGCCCAGCCCCUCCAAGGAUCCGACUUCCACCACCAGCAGAGAUCUACUGCUGCCCGGUGGCCUGAUGGGAAUGCUGGGUGAACUCAGCAGUGACGAGAACAUAGGAGCAGGGUUUCUGGUUGCUGUUGAGAAACAUCGUCUGGAGCUAGAGAAACAAAGGCUGGCUGUGGAGACUGAACGCCUGGUGGUGGAGAAAGAGCGGCUAUUGGUGGAGAAAGAGCGACUUCGUCAGACAGAGGUGGAGAGAGAGCGGCUGCAAAUAGAGAAGGAGAGGUUACAGGUGGAGAGAGAGAGGCUGAGGCUCAUGCGUGUUGGCCAAUCAGAGUACCGCAACUCUUCUUUUAACCUGCCGCCGCAACAAGGCCCAGUCCUUUCCUCUCGUUCGUCCUUAUCCUCAACUCAUGAUGGACAGAGGGAGAAGGGAGUGUCGGCGGCGGACUUGGAGGCAGCAAAGUUAAAUCUGGAGAAGGAGAGACUGCAGCUGGAGAAGGAGAGACUGCAGUUCAUCAAGUUUGAGGCUGGCAGGCUGCAGAUUGAGAGAGAGCGCCUGCAAGUGGAGAAAGAGAGAAUGCAGCUCCACAAGGACCAUUUGUCAGUAAAAAUCUGAUAAGAGUGAGAAAAAGAGGGUAGCUGAGCAGGGUGAAUAAAUCAGAUGUCUCCAGA